AGCUGCCGUCCCCCGAUGGAAUCGCCAUAUCCCUCUCUUCCUGACAGAGUAUGGGACCUUCCGUUUCUCUCCGCCGGCGUGUCUGGCAUCGUUCUCCAGCUCUCUGACUCAGCUGUUGUCAAAGUACCCUGUGGCGAACCGAACCGAACUGCCGUUCAGACUGAGCGUGCAAUCUACAAGCGACUGGGCUCUCAUCCGUGUAUCACCAAGCUACUCUAUGCGCAUAGAGACAUGCUUGUGCUUGAACGCCUCCAGUACCCUCUGCGCAAGCGACUUCAGGACCUCCACGCCGCCGGAAGAUUUCCGCUCCAUGAAGACGUCCUGCGCUGGGCUCUUCAGCUUGCGCAGGCCCUUCAUCACGUUCACUUAUCCGGCGUACUGCAGGUGGAUAUAGGUACAUAUAAUGCGUUGCUCGACUGGGACGACAAUGUAAAGUUAUGCGACUUUGCUGGAUCAUCCAUUGACGGAUCUAUCCCGACUGUAUUUCCUAGUAUACAUUCUCAGCACCCGAACAUUCCUGCGAAGGCGCCCUCAGUUCAAUCCGAGCUAUUUGCGCUCGGAUCUAUGCUCUAUGAGGUAGAGACUAUGCGGAAACCAUACCACGACCAACCCGAUUCCGAUAUCACCAGGCUGUACGCUGCCGGGGAAUUCCCAGAUACUAGUGCGCUGCUGCUCGGAGGGGUCGUUACAAGAUGCUGGAGAUCGGAGUACAAGGAUGUUGCGCAAGCAAUAGAAGAUGUUAGCCUUGUUCAGGAUGAGAUACGGAGUUUUAGCGAGUCGAGCUUGGGUGGGAACCGCGGCGCUCAAACGCAGGGGGGUUAAGAGACGCCUCAUAGACAUCAAGUCGCCGAAUUCAUUCGCCCCGAUCUUUACACAUGCGGACCAGCUUAUCUAGAAAGGGCCUCAAGAACGCUCCCCAAUUACCGUCCACUCUCUCAUCUAUCCCAGGGAGCUCGUAUGUUCCCCUUAAAGACUAUUCCAGUCUUAAGUAUAUCCGUUCCGAACCCCCGUCUAUUCGCACGUGCGACGUUCUUUGCAUCCAGCGGCGUUCGACGCAAGCCAACAUGGAUUCCAG
Messenger RNA from Trematosphaeria pertusa, 1075 nucleotides. RefSeq names its product kinase-like protein. Lineage: Eukaryota; Fungi; Ascomycota; Dothideomycetes; Pleosporales; Trematosphaeriaceae. Gene Ontology annotation, molecular function: protein kinase activity; ATP binding. Gene Ontology annotation, biological process: protein phosphorylation. The transcript has a single exon. The record is from RefSeq and is a predicted model, not a curated record. Bases 16 to 822 code for a protein of 268 amino acids.